AUGGGCAGCCACGAGAAGGAUCUCUGCUCCCCCAAGAGGGCUCUGUCACGCUCCAGCAGCACUGUGUCCUCCAAGCACAGCAGUGUCCAGCAGGGCUCAGAGAGCUGGGAGGUGGUGGAGGAGCCACGGGUGCUGGGCAGCCCUGGGCAGGAGCCACAGCGGCACGAGGGCUACCUGCUGAAGAAGAGGAAAUGGCCCCUGAAGGGCUGGCACAAGAGGUACUUUGUGCUGGAAAGUGGCAUCCUGAAGUACUCCACCACACGCCAGGAUGUCCUCAAGGGCAAGCUGCAUGGAGCCAUCGACAUCCGUCAGUCCGUCAUGUCCCUCAACAAGAAGGCUCAGAGGGUUGACCUGGACACAGAGGAGAACAUUUACCACCUGAAGAUCAAGUCCCCAGAGCUCUUUGCCAGCUGGGUGAGCAGCCUCUGCUCCCAUCACCAGGGCGAGAGGCCUGAGCUCUGCCCCCAGGGGGGUCCUGCAGGGAGGACCCCCAGCAGUGCACAGGGCCCCUGGACGAGGAUCCUGCCCUCGGGCAGUGCCCCUGCCCUCUCCAGCCUUGCCAGCUCCCGGGACAAGGUGAACGCCUGGCUGAAGGACAGCCAGGGGCUGGAGCGCUGCUCGGAGGAGCUGGCAGAGUGCCAGGCCAAGCUGCAGGAGCUGACAGGGAUGCUGCAGAGCCUGGAAGCUCUGCACCGCAUCCCCUCUGCCCCCCUCAUCUCUGGCAGCCAGCCCUCAGCUGCCACGGAGAGGCCCAAGAAGGGCAGGAGGACCACCAAGAUCUGGUGCACCCAGAGCUUCGCCAAGGACGACACCAUCGGCAGGGUGGGCCGGCUGCAUGGCUCUGUCCCCAACCUCUCACGUUACCUGGAGCCAGCCCAGAGCCAGCUGCCCUUCAGCCUGCCCCCGGAGUACCUCCAGCUGCAGAGGAGCUUCUGGGUGCUGGCCCAGAAAGUGCACGGCUCGCUCAGCAGCGUGCUGGCGGCGCUGACGGCCGAGAGAGGCAGGCUGGAGGAGAUGCGGCUGGCGCUGGACCGGCGGCGCUCAGCACCGCGCCCGGGUGGUACCAACAACGCCGGGCUCACCCUCCCCCUGCAUCCACAGACUGCCCUGCGCCGCUUCCAUUCCCUCUCCGUCUCCUCCGACACCACCCUGGAUUCCUUCGCCUCGCUGCAUCCCGAUGAGCCGGAUUCGCUGCCAGCCAAGGGCGGGGAGCAGCAGCUCUCCAACCGCAGCAUCGUCUCGCUGGCCGACUCCACCACCGAGUUCUUCGACGCCUGCGAAGUCUUCCUCUCUGCCAGCUCCUCCGAGAACGAGCCCUCGGAUGAUGAGUCCUGCAUCAGCGAAGCCAUCACCGGCGCCUGCGAGGACCCGGGGGGGCCGGGCCGCCCCCCGACAGGAGCAGAGGGGCCGGGACUGCCCACGGAGCCCGUGGAAUUACCGGGACCGGAUCCACGGCGUCGGAGCUGCCUUCCUGCCCCGCCAGCGCCCCCCGGGGAUGUCAGCUUGUGGGGUCUGCUGCGGAGCAGUGUGGGGAAGGACUUGUCUCGGGUGGCCCUGCCGGUGCAGCUGAACGAGCCCCUGAACACCCUGCAGAGGCUCUGCGAGGAGCUGGAGUACAGCGAGCUGCUGGACAGGGCCAGCCGUGCCAGGGACCCCCGGCAGCGCCUGGUGUACGUGGCUGCCUUUGCUGUCUCUGCCUACGCCUCCACCUUCUACCGGGCGGGCAGCAAACCCUUCAACCCCGUGCUGGGGGAGACCUUCGAGUGCGUGCGGCCCGACCGCGGCUUCCGCUUCAUCAGCGAGCAGGUCUCCCACCACCCACCCAUCUCUGCUUGCCACGCUGAGUCUGAUAACUUCAUCUUCUGGCAAGACAUGAGGUGGAAGAACAAAUUCUGGGGCAAGUCCCUGGAGAUCGUCCCCAUGGGCACCGUCAACGUCCAGCUGCCCAGGACUGGGGACCACUUUGAGUGGAACAAGGUGACCACCUGCAUCCACAACGUGCUGAGUGGCCCCCGCUGGAUCGAGCACUACGGCGAGGUGCUGAUCCGCAACACCCGAGAUGCCUCCUGCCACUGCAAGCUCACCUUCUGCAAGGCUCGGUACUGGGGCGCGGGAGCCAACGAGGUGCAGGGGGCGGUGCUGAGCCGCAGCGGGACGGUGCUGGAGCGGCUGGCGGGGAAGUGGCACCAGGGGCUGCACCGGGGGCCAGCCCCGGGCCAGUGCGUCUGGAGAGCCAACCCCAUGCCCCCUGACCACGAGAGGAGCUAUGGCUUCACCCAGUUUGCCCUGGAGCUGAACGAGCUGACCCCGGAGCUGCGCAGGGUCCUGCCUGCCACUGACACCAGGCUGAGACCCGACCAGAGGUACCUGGAGGAGGGCAAUGUGCCAGCAGCCGAGGCACAGAAGCGCCAAAUCGAGCAGCUGCAGCGGGACCGGCGCCGGGUGAUGGAGGAGAACAACAUCAGCCACCAGGCUCGCUUCUUCAGGCGGGUGGUGGAUGCCAACGGGAAGGAGUCGUGGGUCACCAACAACACCUACUGGAAGCUGCGCUUGGAUCCUGGCUUUGCCCACCUGGACACUGCAGUGCUCUGGUAG
Messenger RNA from Indicator indicator, 2595 nucleotides. RefSeq names its product oxysterol binding protein like 7 (gene OSBPL7). The transcript has 22 exons. Gene Ontology annotation, molecular function: cholesterol binding. Gene Ontology annotation, cellular component: intracellular membrane-bounded organelle; cytosol; perinuclear endoplasmic reticulum. Lineage: Eukaryota; Metazoa; Chordata; Aves; Piciformes; Indicatoridae. The record is from RefSeq and is a predicted model, not a curated record. The coding region runs from base 1 to 2595 and encodes 864 amino acids.